GUUGGGUAUAAUUUAUUUCUUCUUAAGGAGGUCCUUGGUCAACCACCAAAAUUCCGUCCAAAAGCAGACAAGAGAUUCGCCCUGCUCUGACCAGGUUUGUCGGCAGGAAGCGGCUCAUCGCUGCUGGAGUUUUCGGGGUCGUAAUGGUCCUCGUGCUAGUCAUCCUAAUCCCGGUCCUGGUCAACUCAGCUGGAACCUCGGCUCACUACGAGAUGCUUGGAACCUGCCGCAUGGUGUGUGAUCCUUAUGGGACUAAAUCACCAACCAGCACCGCCACGGCAGACACCGUCCCCGAUCCCAACCUAAUCCAGUCCCUACCAACAUUCAUCCAAGGUCCUAAAGGGGAACCUGGUCGUCCUGGGAAGGCAGGUCCAAGGGGUCCUCCCGGAGAACCGGGUCUACCCGGCCCAGCGGGCCCUCCUGGCGAGAAAGGAGAGACUGGACGCCCCGGACUACCCGGUCCACCAGGAUCAAACACAGCCGCUGGGGCUAUAAGCGCCGCUACUUACAGCACAGUCCCCAAGAUCGCUUUCUACGCUGGUCUGAAGAAGCAACACGAAGGCUACGAGGUGCUUAAAUUCGACGAUGUAGUCACUAACCUGGGCAAUCAUUACGACCCGACUACGGGGAAAUUCACAUGUUCCAUUCCAGGAAUCUACUUCUUCACUUACCACAUCUUGAUGCGAGGAGGGGACGGGACCAGCAUGUGGGCUGAUCUCUGCAAAAAUAACCAGGUCCGUGCCAGUGCCAUAGCUCAGGAUGCUGACCAGAACUAUGACUAUGCUAGCAACAGUGUGGUUCUGCAUUUGGAGCCAGGGGACGAAGUCUAUAUUAAACUGGACGGUGGGAAAGCACAUGGAGGAAACAACAACAAAUAUAGCACAUUUUCUGGAUUUAUCAUCUAUGCUGAUUAAGUCACCCUAAAACAACUUUUUUCCCCCUUCAAAAGUCAGAGGGCUGGAUCCCUAGCAUUCAGUCAGUUCGCUGGAAGUAGAUUUUAUUGGGCAAUCAACCGUUGAGUGGAUCUGAACAAGAAGCAAGCUAAAACUACCCGACUCACAUCUGUGUGCUAUAAAGACUCCCCUUGUAAAAAUGUGAGUCAAACAGAUGUGUAACCUUCUACCACCAAAGCAGUUACCUGUGUAUUUCUUGUCUGUGUGAACUGAUGCCUAUAUGUAAGACUUUUUAUGAGAAAUGAUAAGAUUGUGCACUAAAUAUCCCUCGUUAUUAUAUCACUGUUGUUUGUAUCAUCUAGCAGCUUCAAUCAUGUGUUGCCAAUGCUUCUUGAGAGUUGUCUGCUAAUUCUGAUGCUUAUCGUCCACUCAUAAUGUGGUGAGAAACAGGUUUACAAUGUAAAUGAAAGUGCAAUAUGUGUUCUGAUUCCCUAUAAAGGCACUGUUUACCUUAAACUUUAGUGUAAAGAAUGCUAGAUUCAUAGUUAUUUUGAAAGCCUACGCCUAAACUGGUAAAAACUAUACUCCUCUGAUUUGGGCUCAUUUUGAAUUAACUUCACUGGCAAUAAGCUUACCAAGAUUGAGCACAAUGGAAUUUAGCACUAGUAUAUACCUCGGGCUACUACAACCAAAUGUGCGUGAUUCAUUUUCAUGCCCAAAAGAUACACUUCGAAACAGAAUAGCUGUGCUUUUUAAUUUGGGCUUCUGCACAGUCACAUGCUGUGGUCAUGCGAAAGACAAAGGGAUAUGUGAACCAUUUGAAAUGCCUUCAAAUGAAACUGAGCAGUAGGUAUAAAGUCACAGUGAAUUUAAAGGGUUAAGGCAUAUCUUUAAUUGGUUGUUUUUUAAAAUGUUUAGAACUUGUCAGAACCUACUAAAAAAAAAGGAUACAAGUGCUGCAUGUCAUCCAAAAGUUUGCCAAUUGAUAAUACUGUCAUGUUACCACAGAUCUCAGAUAGGCCUGCCUAGGUAAUGUAAUCGGCUCAUUUAUAUGAAGGUGUCAUUGGAAGUUUAACAAUUUACAAUGGAUACGCUUCUCCAAAACAUCUAUGAAAGACAACUGCAAAGCUGAUAUGCUCAGUAACCAUUUAGUCUGUAUAAAAGAAUAAAACAAACUUCAACUUGAAAAGCUGCUUUAUGAAAUACAAACAUAUUAAUAAGGUAUUUCAUUUUUACAAAUGCAAGGGUAGUGUAAAUUGCUGAUGCUCAUAUAAUAAACUUUUGCUUCAGUAUCAAAAAUCUAGUAAGAUAAAGAUUUACCUUUUGGUUUUAUUGGCUGCUUUGAUAUUGACGGAAGUACACUCUCUAGAUGUCGUUAUAUUUGAGUCAUGAUUUUCUGCUGGCCAUAGAAAAAUGUGUUCCUGGUUCUCUCCAAGCAGCCUUAAAAAAUCCGCAGCAAAUUCAGCACCUACUCAGCAGGCUUUGAAACUGUAAGUGACAUAUACAAAUAUACACUGAGAUUUUAUAUUGAAAUAAAACUAAAAAUAAUUGGACCACAAAAGGAAGUGACAGUAUUUUGUUUUAAACACUGACAUUCAAUAAAUGUUUUCUUCAGAAGAAGCUAACCCAAAAUAUUAAGGAAUAGCAAAAUAUCCUCAAUGACAAGUUGUUUUUAAAUUGUAUGUAAUAAAUAUGAUCUGCCAGCAGCUAAAUUAACACAUUGGAGAAGAUUGUCUUGUAAAUCAACGACAUGGAAGAAAGCAGCAACUUUCUACCAAUGGAAGUUGGGUCUUGGUAGUGAUUUUAUUUAGAAAUGCUAACAAAUCAUUUAAGAAAGCAAACUGAUUACACAAUACUAGCUGUCAUUUUUUUCAUUACAUUUUCAUAGAUCAUUUGCUAAUUUUCAGUUUUAGAGCCAUCAGUGCUUAACCAGAGCUCUAUAACUUUUUAAUUUGUUCACAUCUUGCUGACAGAACAACAUACACAAAUAGGUAUUAUUUAUUGACAUACUGUCCUGGAGUGAUGGUCACUAAUUAAUUAGUUACAAUAUUUGUAAUUAGUUACAAUAUUUGUUUUAAUAAUAAUCUUUAUUUUUAUAUUGCGCCUUUCAUAGUGGACCACCAUCACA
Polyodon spathula (Mississippi paddlefish) is the source of this 3021-nucleotide messenger RNA. It is a transcript of the gene c1ql3a, whose product is annotated as complement component 1, q subcomponent-like 3a. The record is from RefSeq and is a predicted model, not a curated record. Gene Ontology annotation, molecular function: protein binding. The transcript has 2 exons. NCBI's taxonomy places the organism in Eukaryota, Metazoa, Chordata, Actinopteri, Acipenseriformes, Polyodontidae. The coding region runs from base 144 to 914 and encodes 256 amino acids.